Cyprinodon tularosa is the source of this 10600-nucleotide messenger RNA. Its product is annotated as NACHT and WD repeat domain-containing protein 2. Gene Ontology annotation, molecular function: protein binding. The transcript has 8 exons. NCBI's taxonomy places the organism in Eukaryota, Metazoa, Chordata, Actinopteri, Cyprinodontiformes, Cyprinodontidae. The record is from RefSeq and is a predicted model, not a curated record. Bases 734 to 5932 code for a protein of 1732 amino acids.
UGCUUGUAUUCCUGCGUGCUUUAUGCUCCGGUCCCCCCCCUCUCUCUGCCGCCUCUAUCCGUCUCCAAAUGGUCGGCUCGCGGGGAACCCAGCAGGAUGCCACGGGGGAGCGCUCCGACCCUCGCCGCCUCCUGACGUCCCGCCUCGCUCACGGCCACUCUCAUGGGCAUUUUAUCGACCCUCUUCUCUCCGCCUGGACAUUUUCGGAAGCCGCGGAAUGAAGCGCAUGAACGUGAGCAACAAAAGUGCAUCCUCGCUGUUGUGCCUGCCUCCAGCAUCACUAGUAGAGACCCCUACUUAUCCGUGGAUGCGGUGCCUCUGUGGUCCCACUAUCACGCGUCCUUGUUUUGAGGAUUUAAUGUAGGGUUGGACUUCUUGUCUUCUUUUUUUUUUUAUAUUACUCUUGUCCUUUUUCCCUUCGAGGUUUUCCAUCUCUGAAACAAAAGAUUUCAAGAUAAAGAAACUCCGGGAAAACCAGCGAGCACCUCACUUGGCAUCUGGAAUAACCUUUCUUAGCGGUUAUUCGCCUCAUCAAGCAUCUUCUCUCUCUCUGGGGUGGGGAACCCGACUGAUGCUUGCUUUUGCUCGUCUGUUCCGACUUCUGUAUCGUCUCGUUUUUGUCUGUUUUGUCCCCACAGUGGCAUGAAAAUUCAUGAAUGCGUCCAAGGACAUGUUUGCAAAUUACGCAUGCACCGUGGCGGUAUAGUAGGCUCCACGCUGGAAGUCGCCUCCCAUGUGGCCGUCGGGAGUGGGGAGCAGGCAGCCAUGCCCGCGGGAGUCCGCGAUGCGCAGGGCGGCCAUCAGCGGCAACAUCAACGCCCUGCCGCCACACCACGUCCCCACCGGCCGCAGCGUGCGGGUCUUCAUCUGCGCCAACCCCGAUGACACUGAAGCAGAGAGGAAUGCACUAAAAGAGCACGUCUACCCCAAACUGCGUGACUUCUGCAGGGAAAACUAUGGCAUUGAAUUCCAAGUGGUGGAUCUAUACUGGGGAGUUGAUCCAGAGGAGUGGGACAAUCCAGACUUGCAGAGACUCCGAAUUAAACUUCUGGAGGAAUGCCUGAAGACUUCAGCUGGGCCAUGCUUUGUUGGUCUGGUAGGAGAAAAGUACGGCAGCAUCCGAGUGCCAGGGGAGGUGGAAUCAGCAGAGUUUGAGAUGAUCCUGGAUGCGGCUGUGGAGGCGGGGCUGGACACCCACAUUUUGGAGGAGUGGUACUGCAGGGAUGAAAACUCGGUGCCACCCGCAUACUACCUCAAACCCAAAGCCCAAAUGCUCAAGAACUACCAGAACUCUAUGGAAUCGAGCAGCGCAGCAAAGACCAAGAAUGACAAGGCCUGGAGGAAUGUGUCAGAGGAGAUCAAGAGGAUUUUCCGAACGGCUGUGCUGCUGCUCCAAGAGAAGGGAACCAUGAAGAGCACGGAUGCCAACAAAUUCCUUUGCUCUGCUUUGGAGGAUGAAUUAGACUUUGCCCUCGGGAAACAAACACCCGCCUUUCUCAGGAAAUGCGUCUGCUACAUACGCAAGAUCUCCAACUUUGACCGUUUCGCCAAGCUCCCCGACAUGGCCCGCUACAUGGACACCCUGGUGAGUGCCGACCGCGUGAUGCGGAACCAGGAGGCCUACGAGCGCCUGCUGAAAGUCCGUGACGAGUUCAUCCCCACCAUUGUGGCCGCCUCCAAUCUCCGCGUCUACUCCUCGGUUACUCACUGCGACAUGAAGCUGGGCUACUCCCAGGAGGUGGAGAGCCACUACGUGGAAGGUCUCUGCAAGCAGUUCUACGAGGACAUGGUGGACAUCAUCCAGGCCACCGUACAGCAGAACUUUGACACAGAGACCGACCCCCUGUACGAUGAGAUUCUGCAGCACCUGUCCCUCUGUAAGACCUCCGCAGCCCUCUAUAAGUACAAGUCGGAGACGUUGGAUUAUGUGCAGGAGUACCUGAUGCCGUCUAAAGGUAGCAGGAUGAGCCCCCUGGUGGUAUACGGAGGACCCUGCACCGGAAAGACACUGCUGCUCUCUGAGGUGGCCAAGCAGGCCUACACUUGGCUUCAGAAGGAGAUGGGUCCAGAAACGGAUCCAGUGGUUAUUGUUCGCUUUAUUGGCUCCACACAGCCCUCCAUGGACCUACGGAAUCUCCUUCAAAGCAUUUGUGAGCAGAUUGCAAUAAACUACCGUUGCCUGAUUCACUUCUUGCCUAACAAGAUUCAGGAGAUGAGGGAACUUCUAAUUAAUCUCCUUGGGGAGUCAUCAUUCCACAGGCCACUGGUCAUUGUCCUGGAUGCCUUGGAGCAGCUUUCAGAUGCUGAUGAGGCUCGAAAGCUGUGGUGGCUCCCCGUGCAUCUGCCUCGCACUGUCCGCAUUGUUGUAUCAACGCUGCCCAACAAGCAUGGUAUCUUACAGAAGCUGCGUCAUCUCAUUCAUGAUGAGAGAUAUUAUGUGGAGUUAAUCCAGCGAGACCGAAAGGUCUGCAGCCAAAUGUUAAAACAGCAGCUGCUUGGUGUGAAGAGGAAGGUAACAUCAGGCCAACAAAUAUAUGUCAAUGAGGCACUUGCAAAGUGCACGUUGCCAAUGUUUGUCAACCUCAUCUACAGAGAAGUGGUUCACUGGAGGUCACACAAAGAUGUUGAUGAUAAAUCUCUGUGCUCAACAGUUCAUGAAAGCAUUGAGCAACUCUUCUACUCUGUGGAGAACAAGUUGGGACAGCGAUUUGUCUUCAGAGCAUUAGGAUACAUCACCAUGGCAAAAGCUGGGCUAACAGAAGUUGAAUUGGAAGACAUUCUGUCUCUUGACAACAUAGUUCUUGGAGAUGUUAUUGUACCAAGUCACCUCAAAAAUCCACUAAGGAUCUCUUAUGACCUUGUUGCUAAGCUCAAAGAGGAGCUUGAGGGCUAUCUAGUUGAGCGGCAGGUAAGAAAUGUCACAUUGAUGGUCUGGGCCAACAGGCACUUGCAUCUCAUCGCCCAGAAGCUCUAUCUCAGCAAUGAGGAGGAUGUACAUCAAAUGCAUAGCCUCCUGGCUGAGUACUUUCUCGGAGCAUGGUCAGGAGGCAGGAAGAAGAUCUUUACAUAUGAUAAUAAUCAUUUCACUUCUCUGAAUAUUUCCCAUCACAAAAAUCCUCAUCAUCAACAGUCUCAUGAAAAGACAUCCUCUGAAAAAUAUUCCUACGACAGGCAGACUCCUGAACAGCCUUGGGUGUUCCAGUGCAACCUGUUGGAACCAGACAUCUUCUUUGUCAAUCACAGAAAGAUGACAGAGCUUGUGUACCAUUUGACCAGGAGUGGACGUACAGAUGACCUCAUGUUUGGUGUCAUCAUGAACUUCAGCUGGCUCUACACAAUGAUCAAGAUUGGUCAGUUUGAGAAAGCUAUAACAGACAUUGACCUUGCUUACACCUGCAGCCAGGAAAAGGAGUUAAAAUUUCUCGCCACUACCCUCCGUGGCAUUAAGGUAAAAGUACUCAAGAACCCUGCAUCGCUGUCUGCAGAACUUCAGCAAAGGCUUCUGCCAGUUGUCACAUCCCUGCCUAAGCUCAGACACCUUCUCCUGGAGUGUGACAAGGAUGGUCCCAAGUAUUGUUCUAUUGUGCCUCUCCACUCUUCAAUGGAUGUCACCUAUAGUCCAGAGAGACUUCCCCUUUGCUCCAGCUACAUACAGAUUGUAGAGAUUUUACCUACUCUAGCCCCAAACAUAGUUCUUGUAGCACUGGAAGAUGGAUCUAUAAGCACCUGGGAUGUAGAGAGCAGGCAGCUUCUAAGACAGAUUGACACUGCUAGAUCCGUUGUGCUUGGAAUCAGACUGACCAGUGAUGAGAAAUACCUGGUGGUUGCCACAACCAAAAACACUCUGCUAAUCUAUGAUAAUCACAAGUCCUGCCUUUUAUCUGAAGUUGAAAUUAAAGGAUCAAAGAACAGUGGCAUAACUGGAGGUGUUGCUUUCAUCAAUGGUUUUACUCUUUCUACCCAUCAUGCACUGGCGUGGCUUGAGGCUAGUAAAGACAUCAGUGUCAUUGACCUUGUGUAUGGCUGGCCUCUCUACCAGUUCCAUUGCUGGUAUGAGGUAACCUGUGUCCAGUGCUCACCAGAUGGCAUGUACGCCUUCUGUGGCCAGUAUCUGAAUACUACAUCCAUCUUUCAUCUAGGAAAUGGGGAAAAGUUGUCCACCGUGACAUCAGAGUUUUCUGGAGGAUUUGUCAAGUCAAUUCUUGUACUGGACACACUAAAUCAAAUGGUCAUGAUUGACAACGAGGGGAGUCUGUCAGUGUGGAACACAAAAGAGAUAACCAAUCCAAAACUGAUGGAGGAUUAUGAUUGCAGAGGGGAUGAAAGUGAAGUUGUGGGUAUUGAAUUAUCUGAAGAUCAGCGUUCCAUUCUCAUUUGCAAAGCCAGGAGUAUUGAGGUUCUGGACACAAAAAUCUGGAAAAUGCUGGAGAAAUUCAAAGCCAAGCGUAGUGAGCGCUUUGUUGCUGCUGUUCUCUCCAAAAACGGACAGAGCAUUGUUGCUUCAAUGGAAAAUACUUCCUCAAUUUUUGUCUGGAGAAGAGACAGUGGGCAGUGCAUGGCCAGUCUGAUUGAAAUCUCAGGGGCUAUUGUUAAACUCAUCAAAUCAGCCCACCACAACCUACUUCUCUCUGUUGCAAGCAGUGGUGUACUGUCUGUUUGGGACAUUGAUAUUAUCACUGCCAUGUCUAACAUUGAUAAAACAGGCAAGAAGAUCCAGACGUUGCAGCUGACUGGCAGAGAAGACUAUGUGUUCACCAUGGAUGGCUCAGAGGCUGUACACAAGUGGAACUUCAGCACUGGCUUUAUCGAGACGGUCUUCAAACAUGAAGGUAUGGUGGAGAACUGUGUCCUAACCUCCUCAGGGGAUCUCAUGGUGACUUCAGACGACAAAUCCAGUCAAUACAUUUGGCAAACAAGCACGGGAGAAAACAUCUUUCGCAUAAAUGGACAAAGAAUCUCACAGCUGCUGAUCACCCACAAUGACCAGUUUGUGGUUUCUCUCUGUGAACAGAAUGCCUCAAGAGUCUGGAGACUAGCUACAGGGCACAAAGUUUGCAACAUUUUAGUCAGCCUCCAAAAUGCACUUAUCACUACAGCAAACACUUUCUUGGUGGGAACGUCCAAAAAUAAAUUGCUUGCUGUGAGUCUGUGGUCAGGCAGUGUAUCAAAGAAAUUUGUCUGUGAUGAUGGCAUUACUAUUGUCAACUUUAAGCUCAUUCCUGACUGUCCAGAUUGUGUGGUCUUCAUAACAUCCACAGAAACAGUUUUCAUCUGGAGUGUGGCAGAUGAGUCAGUCUGCAGAAGAGUCCAGUUGCCAGCCAACUUUCUCAAAAACCUUGAAGACUUUCAAAUCUCGCCCAAUGGAAAGUUAGGUAUAGUCUCCAAGGGCGAUGAGAACAUUAAUGUCCUGGAUCUGCACAGUGGAAAGCUGAGGCUUGUUCAUGCAGCUGGUAUAAUCUGGCGUCAAAAAUUAUCAAGAGAUGGCCGUUACCUUGUGUAUGUUUGUUUCCGCAACUGUGAUGAGGAUGAUGAGGCUGGCGUUGUGUCUAAUUUGAUCGUGAUGCGUCUUGCUGAUGGCAAGAGUAUCGGCACAUGUUCACUUUAUAAGACCCCCACCCACCUAUCUCUAUCUCAGCGUGCACUUAACAUCAUCAUCGGCUUUGAAGAUGGCAGCAUUGGCACAUACACAGUGGUGGACCGUGUAGAUGCCGCCCUUAAGAUAAAGAUAGCCACCUCCAACAGUCGACAGAUUGUAAACAAUGCUGCACAGAAGGUGCGCCCCAAAUGUGGGAACCAUUCCUUCAAGACUGUUGCCGACUGCACUUGGAGGGAGUCGACAGAAGUAUUCUCGAGAGACAGCCCCAUCAACGUGUCAGACUCUGGAGAGGGGGAGUCGACCACACCUACAAAAAAGACUGAACUUUUGCAAUGACAUCUUAAAGGGCAAAUGCCAUUAGGACAGGAGGCAAGUCCAAAAGAUCAGAAUCUCUGGUGUUGCAGUUGAUUCUUGUUUACAGCCACGUGAUUCAGCUGCAGAUGUCAGCCCAGUGGGUAGUUAAUGGGUUGACUAUUUUAACGCUGCACUCAAACGAUGUAUUACUUCCAACACUUUGUGUUACUUUUAAACAGAAAGACUGUUAGAAAAACUUCUGUUUAAAAAAGGUACAUUCUGUAUUAGUUUACCGUUAUGUGUCCUUUUGCAUUUGAAGAACAAAAGUCAAAAUGUCUUGUUCAAACAAAUUCCAAGCCACUUCUGUAAUCUUUGUUCCUCACUGUUUGUUAGGCCCUUUUAUUGUCUUGAUUACUUCAUACACAUUAAGCCAUAAUGUUGAUCUCAAAUGAUAUUUAUGUUCUUAUUGAUAUCAGGUGGUACUGUACAAAAGGGAUGAACAAUUGUACAGAACAUCUCAUUUUGGCUGCUGCAAUUUGUGCAACUCCUUAAAAUAUUAUGUUGUGCUUAAUGCAAUCAAAGUGAGUGCCUGGAAUAAAAAAAGUGUUCAUCACGUGCAGAUUACAAAAUUUGUAGAAGUGCAGGGACUUUGUACUCAUAGUACAUACACCAUUGUAUAUUAUUUGUAAUUGAUGCAGAUUCUACUAAAUUUAAGUCAACAUCUUGAGAGAAUUACAACAUUUCUCCAAGGAUUGAUUGCUUAAUGAUUUUUGGAACUGUUUACAUAGAUUAAGCGUAGUUUUACCUGUUGUUCCAUCAGUUUGCGUGCAGGCUGUUUUUAAGGGGAACACCACUAUUGAGCAUACAGUGUAGCAUACCACCAUGCACAUUAACGCCUUAACCUGUGUACUUGCUUUAGGUUCUGUGAAGUCUGUUCCCAAAUAGAGGGGCGAAAUCAGUUGUUUUGUUUGUUUGUUUUUUACUUGACCAAGUGAGCAUAUUUAGAGGUUUAGGUGGAUGCACUUUAGGAGUGGUUUGUAAGAAAUCUUUAGAUUUAUUCAAAAGAAAUAUAAAAGAUAAAAGAAUAUUUAGAUUUGUCUUUGAAAAUAAUGAUUGGCUCUGCUUACUGAUGUAUAUAGAUUACAGUUUACUGAGAAAUAUCUGGUUUGAAUAAGUAAUUAAAAUGGAGACAUUCAAACAAGUUUUUUGGAGAUUAAAUCCAUGUUCUAUAAUAUUAUAAAUAUCAGGAAUAAGUUGUGGUUGUAGCAAAUCAAAUGUGUAUGUGAACAUCUGAGCACAGAUUAGUACAUUUUUAAUGGAUUGCAUAGACUUUAAAUUCUUCAUUCAAAGACAAAAAAAAUCUUCACAGCUUUAUAAAAAGUGGCACAGGCUUCAUCGUUCUUGUAUAAAAUACGAAAUGGUUUUUAAUGAUAGGAUAUGUAUUUUUGUUUUAACUAAAAUCAGAUUUAUUUUUUUGUUCCUUUUUCUAGGCAUGGGCCGGUUUCUUGUUUAAGAGGGUCGUACAGGUACAAAUGUAAAAGUGCUUUAUUUUUUCAGAAAGUGAAAUGGUUAUUUUAAUUUUUUUACAGAUCAAUUUUACAUAGAACAUGUCAAGCUUCUAUUUCUUGCAGUUUUAAUGACAGGUAAAAAAAAAGAAAUAAUAAUCAGUUUUGGUGAAAAUAGGAUUUUGCAUUAAAACAAUCAUAAAAAGGAUGUUUUAAGCACAAAUGUCAAACUUUUGAAACCUGUAUCCAGUCCCAUGCACCCAGUUCUUGGUUGAGUCUCCUCUUGCAUGAAUUAAUGCACCCUGGCAUAGAGGUAAUUAGCCUGUCGACACUGCCUAUGUGUAAUUUAGUGGUUGAGUAAUUAAUUCUUUUUAUUUAUUUAUGUUUUGCUGGCACUUCUUUUGGUUUAUGCGAAAGACCUCAACCAAAGUACAAUAUGUUGUUUUUUUUUACUGUAGUUAAAGGUAUACACUGUAGACUACAGUCUUAUUAAAAUUUUCUAAUUUAAAGACAAAUUUUCAUUGAUUUUUUUUUUUCCAUUUUACUCUAUAACAGAAUUCAAUAUUGCUAAUCGAGAACAGGAGCAUUAAGAUAAUUGAACCAGCUUUUGGAACCUUUGGCGUUUGGGGAAGGUGCCAAGUCAUGCUGAAAAAUAAAAUCUGAUCCUUACAGUGUGUCAGCAGAGGGAAGCAUGAGCUGCUCUAGAAUUUCCUGGUAGAUGGCAGCAUUGGCUGUUGGCUUCAGAAAACAUACUGAAGCAACACUAGCAGAUGCCAUAGCACCCAUAACCAUCCCUGACUGGGCAAACUUCACAUAGGACUUUAAGCAACGUGGAUUCUGUGCCUUUGCAACCCCUCCUCCAGACUCUGGGUGCUUUAUUACCAAAUUAAUUGCAGUACUUACUUAGAUCUGAAAGCAGGAUUUAUUGUUCUGCACUUUGGCUCUUAAACCACCUGCUCAGAAUCAGUCCACUCUGAAUCUCCUCUGAAUCUUUUAAAGGAUUUCUCUUAAAAACUCUCUUAAGUCUUAGAUUCUCUCUGCUGCUAGUGUACCUUUUUCUACCACUCACUCAAUUAUCUGUAAAAAAAAAAAAAAAAAAAAAAAAAAAAACAGAAAAAAAACAAGUCAACCCCUGUUCCCACAUAUAAGAUGACUGACAGAUGGAUUUAGAGCCACAAUGACACCGGCAAUGACUCGACCCAAACCUCGAGCAAAACCAGUAAUUAUACUUUUUUGACAGAGCGGCUGUAUAAGAUGGAGGUCCAUCGUCUUCAUCCUUCAUGUGUCAGCCAUCUGAUUAGGGUGUCACACCAAGAGUUUCCAAUAAUUUACUUUUUCAUAGUAUUCUAACUUUUUGAGACACUGAAUUUAUUAGUAUUUAUUACUAUGUACAAUCACCAAAAUUACAAGAAAAAAAGAUUUGGAAUAUUUAGAUUUAUGUGUGAUGACUAUAUACAUAGUUUCACUCUUCAAAAAUAUUGCACUUCUACACAAUAUUCAAAUGUGCCUGUACAACCGUUUUUUCCUUUUCAACAUAAUGACAAUUUUAACUGGGUUUUUUUUUCUUUUCAAAUCAGUAUGUAUAAAACAUGAAGGAAAAAUGUGCACAAAUCAGAUAAGAAAGAAGCAGAAAGUUACCUAACAAUUAUGAUUUGUAAUAAUAACUCCAUUCUUUUUUAUUUUUUAAGUACAUAAAGUAAAAACAUAUUUGGAGCUAUCUCUUAAGAUUGGGGGAAGUAAGGAGAAACACUGUCUGAAAGCAGUAGGUUGCUUUGGUUUAGACCAACAUUGAUGCCCAUGGUUAUGAAUCAAGGUGUGUUUUUCCAACAACUGUCAUAUGAAUAGUCUAUAGUACAUUAGCAAAUCAUGCAGGGAUUACUGAAAUCCUCCCCCCAAAUAGUAAGUCUUUGUUUUACCUACAUUACAAUCAUGUAUUUGUCUGAACUGUAUUCUCACACAUUCUCUUACCUCUGUUAAAGUCUUGAAACUGAAGCCAAUUGUCUACAGUUGGGUAAAGUUGCAGGAGAAUGGUUUGGACAUAUCGACUGUUUCCAGAAGAUGAUCUAUACUAACAUCAGAUAGAAAAGUGAAGAACGUUCGUUAAAAGGAAUGCCUUAUUAUGCGUGAUAAGCUUCGUAAUCACAAACAUCAUCUGCUGUACAUCAAAGGCUAACUCCGGCCCAUGCCUAACCGCGUCCAACAUUGUACUAAAGAGCCAGUAAAUCACAAAGUGCACGCUUUGUUAUGAUGAGAAACGUGAACAAAUGUGUCUUAUUCACGCUGCUGUUUAUAUGCUCAACGGUAUGUCGAAAAAUAGCACAUGUAAGGAGCAUGUAGUGCAAACAUUAUGGACUUAAUACAGGCGGGAAAAAGAUCUGCAGACAAUCUAAACAGUAUUGUUAAAGCUUACGUAUCCGUAAAUCAACCUUUUAUUUUCAGCAGUUUUUAACUUUAAACAAAUAUUCGCUAUUUCAAGAAAAAGCCACACAGUUUCACUUUGACGUCUUUGUAAGGGCUAUACCAUUCUAAUAUAGAGGUUCACCAGUUGUGAAUGGUAAGAAAACGGCCCUUGUAAAUUUUCCGAUCAAGGUAGCAGCACCAAGCUUUAAAAUUUCCUGCUAACUCAAGAGUUAUAAGAAUAAAAACAGAACGAGUUUUAGUUAUGUACUUGCCAAAGUUCUUAAUAUUGAUUAUUUAAUUUCAUGACUGUCUCACUUGUUUUUUUAAAGGCUUGUACUGUAAUUAUAGUGUUACCAAACUGUUGAAGUGUUCGACUAUGAUUUUGUUUUGAUAAAAUGUGCUAUCUUUGCUGAAAAGUUAAAACAGUCCUCCUAUAAAAAAAUAUAUAUAACGGAAUGCCAGUUUAAGAGUAUAUUUGAAUGUGUCCAUAUGGAAGCCAGUAAACAGUAUUAUUAUGUAUUAUGUUAUGUAACUUGAAUGACUUUUAAAAACUUACAUGUUUGCAACUUAUAGUUGGCAUACUGGUAAUGAAUGUUUCUAUGGUAUUCUUUAUAUUGUCAGGACUGAUGUACUGGUUUAGAGAUUUAUAUUUUCAUAAAUGUUGUACUUACAUUUUGUUACAGAGUUGUUUAACUGGAAUUAAAACAAAAAAGAAACUUAUGUCUGAAGCAAUAUGAACCUAGUGUGUAUGCAUUGUUUGUAUGAAACAUUUUACUGUAAUAAAACGGUUCACUUUUUGCCUCCA